CUUCCUCACAGCCGGGCAUCUCUCUGUCUUAAACUGUCUCUUUCCCACCAAGAUAGCCCCAAGUGAUUUUUUUCUGCGUAGGGAUCUAACUGGGCAUGAGUUAUCGCACCCUAAAUAUAACCAGCUGAAAAAGGCCGCCUAUUAGAAAACAAAAUGUAAAUAAGCAUCGGUCCUCUUCUGCAAGCACUGGAGUUUUCCUUCCGAUGGGGACUGAGGUGGGCUCCCAGCUCAAUUCGUUUAGGACUCCUUUCUCCCCUCUCUUAAAUAAUCGAUCUUGGUUCCAUUUGUGUUUUCCGUUCAUCACGCCCAUUUCCCCAGAGGGUGCUGGGUUUGUUUAUAUCUUUACUUAUCCCCCCGGGGCCCAGGCGUCUUGGACUUGUGUCUUACAGCAGACCCUAGACCAACAGAGGAAGAUGGAGAGACGUUAACCUCCCGCCGCUGCCCCCAAGUCAAGCAUGACUAGGCGCAGGCUGGUUGCGUGACUUGUGACGUCUCCAGGUCCUAUAGAAGCCGCACUGCAGCCUGGGCAAGCGGUCCUCAGCAUAGACUCCGGAGUCACCAUGCCUGCACCCCCACCUGGUCACCGACUUCCCUGCUAAGAGGAAGAGGGGUGGUGGCGAAUGCGCCCGCUGCACCGAGCGAGAAGCGGCUUGCGGAGAUUUUACCCAGCUGGGAAGUUCCACCCGGAGGCUGCUGAGGCUCGGGGAGCAGCACCGAGACUUGCAGGCACACAGCCGGCCUGGUUCUGUCAAACCACAUCUUGUUCCUCUCCUCCAGCCCCCGAGCUUCCCGGGACCCUGGCAAGGGCUAGGAAUAGAACCUCGCACCGGCACAGGACCGCGGGCACCAUGGCGGACGCAGAUGAAGGCUUUGGCCUGGCGCACACGCCUCUGGAACCUGACUCCAAAGACAGGUCCUGCGAUUCCAAACCCGAGAGCGCCCUGGGAGCCCCCAGCAAGUCCCCAUCUUCCCCUCAGGCGGCCUUCACCCAGCAGGGCAUGGAAGGAAUCAAGGUGUUCCUCCACGAAAGAGAACUGUGGCUGAAAUUCCACGAAGUGGGCACAGAAAUGAUCAUCACCAAGGCAGGGAGGCGGAUGUUUCCCAGUUAUAAAGUGAAGGUGACAGGCCUUAAUCCCAAAACGAAGUACAUUUUGCUCAUGGACAUCGUUCCUGCCGACGACCACAGAUAUAAGUUCGCAGAUAAUAAAUGGUCUGUGACUGGCAAAGCGGAGCCAGCCAUGCCGGGCCGCCUUUAUGUUCACCCAGACUCUCCAGCCACCGGGGCACACUGGAUGCGACAACUUGUCUCUUUCCAGAAACUCAAGCUCACCAACAACCACCUGGACCCAUUUGGGCAUAUUAUCCUGAACUCCAUGCACAAAUACCAACCCAGAUUACACAUCGUGAAAGCAGACGAAAAUAAUGGAUUUGGUUCAAAAAAUACUGCAUUCUGUACCCAUGUCUUUCCGGAGACCGCGUUUAUCGCAGUGACUUCCUACCAGAACCACAAGAUCACGCAACUGAAGAUCGAGAACAAUCCCUUUGCCAAAGGCUUCCGGGGCAGUGAUGACAUGGAACUGCACAGGAUGUCACGGAUGCAAAGUAAAGAAUACCCCGUGGUUCCCAGGAGCACAGUGAGGCAAAAAGUGGCCUCCAACCACAGUCCCUUCAGCAGCGAGCCUCGAGCUCUCUCCACCUCAUCCAAUUUAGGGUCCCAGUACCAGUGCGAGAAUGGUGUCUCUGGCCCCUCCCAGGACCUUCUGCCCCCGCCCAACCCAUACCCACUGCCCCAGGAGCACAGCCAAAUUUACCACUGCACCAAGAGGAAAGAUGAGGAAUGCGCCAGCACUGAGCACGCCUAUAAGAAGCCGUACAUGGAGACGUCCCCCAGUGAAGAGGACCCCUUCUACCGCUCGGGCUACCCCCAGCAGCAGAGCCUGAGUGCCUCCUACAGGACAGAGUCGGCCCAGCGGCAGGCAUGCAUGUAUGCCAGCUCUGCACCGCCCAAUGAGCCCGUGCCCAGUCUGGAAGACAUCAGCUGUAACACGUGGCCCAGCAUGCCCUCCUAUAGCAGCUGUACCGUCACCACAGUGCAGCCCAUGGACCGCCUACCCUACCAGCAUUUCUCCGCCCAUUUCACCUCUGGGCCUCUGGUCCCUCGGCUGGCUGGCAUGGCCAACCAUGGUUCCCCUCAGCUCGGAGAGGGAAUGUUCCAACACCAGACCUCGGUGGCCCACCAGCCUGUGGUGAGGCAGUGUGGGCCUCAGACUGGCCUCCAGUCCCCAGGUGGUCUCCAGCCCCCUGAGUUCCUCUAUUCUCACGGCGUGCCCAGGACCCUGUCCCCACACCAGUAUCACUCGGUACAUGGCGUUGGCAUGGUGCCAGAGUGGAGCGAGAAUAGCUAAAGGCAGACAUUUGCCAGAGAGAGAGAGGAGACGGGGACAGUAGUGAGGAGAACCCCACGGCUGAGAUAGCACAGAUCACCUGUAGUCAUGUCUGCACCCAAGGACCUGCAGCCCCUGAUCUAAUCGGUGGCCUGCAGUCACCAUUCCAGAAUUGUGACUCUGUUGUUUGUUCUCAAAACUUAAAGAGCAGUUAAACGAGAGAGAGAGAGAGAGAGAGAGAGAGAGAGAGAGAGAGGGGAGUCCCACCCUGCACGAGCUCCACUCUCAUCAACCAGCCACGUUCACAUCCCAGACAUCUUUCCCAAUUGUUUCUUUUGGGUUCUAGAACAUUCUGCCUCGUUGAGUGUUUGAUCCCGGUGCACGGUGAGAGUCUUUCUCUGUCUUGGUAUUAAUGCUGACUUUGUUAUAUAAUAAAUAAUAAUAUAUUUUUUUCUUCGAAUUUCUUAAUGGGACCCAGUCCCUUAUUGGAGGGAGAUCGGAGGCAAGUAUGUUUCAAAAUGCAUGCUUGUGGGGCUCCCUCUUAUAAACCAGCUAAAAUGUACAUCCGCCACCCUCCUCUAACAAAAAUACCUACCUCCAUCAUGUGAAAUUUCUAUGAAGGUCCCCGAGGUCCAAGCUGUUUUGUUUUUGUUUUUGUUUUUUGUCUCGUGUUCUUAUUCUGCCUUUCCUAGCAUCAUGGCGUUCAGAGCUGCCUUCUACUUAUGGAUGGAUGGAGUUAGGAUAUCACUGGGCUCCAUCUGACAUCCUGUCUUCCUCAGCACCACCACCUCCCCAGCUCCAGGUCUCUGCAGUCAUCUGUCGCUGGAACGUGGCCUAUAGCGUCCCAUUUGGAAAUUUUGCUUUGAAAAACUGAAUGAACCCAGGUUAGCCUGGGUGGGGAGCAGAACUGUGAUCAGCAGCAGGGGACAGGCCCUGAGCUCAGAAGUGCUGGGGGAGGAAAAAAAGCCAAAAUAAAUAUGCUUUGUGAUGAAAGAAACCAAAGUCAG
Messenger RNA from Nannospalax galili (Upper Galilee mountains blind mole rat), 3391 nucleotides. It is a transcript of the gene Tbx5, whose product is annotated as T-box transcription factor 5. Gene Ontology annotation, cellular component: nucleus. The record is from RefSeq and is a predicted model, not a curated record. Gene Ontology annotation, biological process: regulation of transcription by RNA polymerase II; cell fate specification; positive regulation of DNA-templated transcription. Gene Ontology annotation, molecular function: DNA-binding transcription factor activity, RNA polymerase II-specific; RNA polymerase II cis-regulatory region sequence-specific DNA binding. NCBI's taxonomy places the organism in Eukaryota, Metazoa, Chordata, Mammalia, Rodentia, Spalacidae. Bases 621 to 2405 code for a protein of 594 amino acids. The transcript is spliced from 11 exons.